CAGCAUGCCCUGGGCGCGGCCGCUCUGCCCCUUCCCCCCCCCUCCCCGCCCGUCUCGUUGGUCGCGGCACAUGCUCGGUGCGCGGGGCCGGCGCGGCCUCCUCACGGCCUCGGCGGCGGCAGCGGGGUCCCGGAGCCCGGCAUGGCGCCCCCCACCGGCAGCGUGGUGGACAGCCAGGCCCCGCGGCUGGUGGCCGAGCAGCUGCGCUGGGACCUGAGCGCGGAGCAGAUCGAGCGCAUGGCCGCAGAGCUCACCGAGAGGACCAAGCUGGUGUACGACCGCGUGGGCGCCCAGGAGCGGGGAGAGGUGUCCUACGAGAACACCCUCAAGGCCCUGGCGGACGUGGAGGUGGAGUACACGGUCCGCAGGAACAUGCUGGACUUCCCCCAGCACGUCUCUCCCUGCAAAGACAUCCGUGCAGCGAGCACCGAGGCUGACAAGAAGCUCUCGGAGUUCGACGUGGAGAUGAGCAUGAGGCAGGACGUCUACCAGAGGAUUGUCUGGCUCCAGGAGAAAGCGGAGAGCGCUUCGCUGAAGCCCGAAGCAAAGAGGUACCUGGAGAGGCUGAUCAAACUGGGCAAGAGAAACGGGCUCCAUCUCCCUGAGGAAACGCAGGAGAAAAUCAAAGCUAUUAAGAAAAAGCUGAGCGUCCUCUGCAUAGACUUCAACAAGAACCUCAACGAAGACACCACCUUCUUGCCCUUCUCGAAGGAGGAACUAGGGGGGCUCCCCGAGGACUUCCUCAACUCCCUGGAGAAGACGGAGGACGGGAAGCUGAAGGUCACCUUGAAGUACCCGCACUACUUCCCUCUCUUGAAGAAGUGCUACGUGCCUGAGACGAGGAGGAAGGUGGAAGAAAUGUUCAACUCCAGGUGCAAAGAGGAGAACUGCCUGAUCCUCAAGGAGCUGGUGGACCUGCGGGCUCAGAAAGCCAGCCUGCUGGGCUUCAGCACCCACGCCGACUUCGUGCUGGAGAUGAACAUGGCAAAAAGCAGCAGGACGGUGGCCACCUUCCUGGAUGAGCUGGCCCAGAAGCUGAAACCCCUGGGGGAGAAGGAGCGGGCCGUGAUCCUGGACCUGAAAAAGAAAGAGUGUGAGAAGCGAGGGCUGGAGUUCGACAACCGCAUCAACGCCUGGGACAUGCGCUACUACAUGAACCAGGUGGAGGAGACCAAGUACAGCGUGGACCAGAACCUGCUGAAGGAAUACUUCCCCAUGCAGGUGGUCACCACGGGCCUGCUGGCCAUUUACCAGGAGCUGCUGGGCCUCACCUUCCACCUGGAAGAGAAGGCUGAGGUGUGGCACGAGGACGUGCAGCUGUACACGGUGAAGGACGCCUCCUCCGGGGAGACCAUCGGCAAAUUCUACCUGGAUCUGUACCCACGGGAAGGGAAGUACGGGCACGCAGCCUGCUUCGGCCUGCAGCCGGGCUGCCUCCUGCCAGACUCCAGCCGGCAGAUCUCGGUGGCUGCCAUGGUGGCCAACUUCACCAAGCCCACGCCGGACGCGCCUUCCCUGCUGCAGCACGAUGAGGUGGAGACCUAUUUCCACGAAUUCGGGCACGUCAUGCACCAGCUGUGCUCUCAGGCGGAGUUUGCCAUGUUCAGCGGGACGCACGUGGAGCGGGACUUCGUCGAGGCACCGUCACAGAUGCUGGAGAACUGGGUGUGGGAGAAGGAGCCGCUGCUGCGCAUGUCCAGGCACUACAAAACUGGAAGCCCCAUCCCCGACGAGCUGCUGGAGAAACUCAUUAAAUCCCGGCAGGCAAACACAGGACUGUUCAACCUGCGUCAGAUCGUCCUGGCCAAGGUGGACCAGGCGCUGCACACCCAGACCAAGGCUGACCCCGUGGAGGUGUUUGCCCAGCUGUGUGAGGAGGUGCUGGGCGUCCCGGCCACCCCAGGUACAAACAUGCCGGCCACUUUUGGCCACCUGGCUGGGGGCUACGAUGCCCAGUACUACGGCUACCUCUGGAGCGAGGUGUACUCCAUGGACAUGUUCCACACGCGCUUCAAGCAGGAGGGGAUCAUGAACUGCAAGGUGGGCAUGGAUUACAGGAACUGCAUCCUGCAUCCCGGCGGCUCCCUGGAUGCUUCUGACAUGUUGAGGAAGUUCCUGGGCCGCGAGCCCAAGCAGGACGCCUUCCUGGCCAGCAAGGGACUGAAGGUGGAGAGCAACUCGCUGCCUUCAGCCUGCUAAAAAGCUGCUCCAGCCCGUCCCAGUCGAGCCAGCUCUUCGGCUGCGCCACCCGGUACAUCCCAACGCGUCCUGGGCCAGCCCCCCGCCGGGAGCUGUUCCUCCAGGAUCCUGCUCCGAGGGCCAGGGCUCUGCAGCGACAGCUCUGCGCAGGGAAUCCGAUUCCCUUUUGUCACCUCUCCCCCCCCCCCAAAAAAAAAAGGAAAAAAAAAAAGGGGGGGAUGGGGCUGGUGCUAGCCCCCCGAAAUUGGCUGAACUUUGAACCCCGUUUCUGCACAAGGGUGAGUUUCAGCCUCAUCGUUAGCCGGGGAGGAGGGUGUGAGGAGGUAGCAAACCCGAAUCCUUGUUUUAAGAAUCCGUGUUUUAAAUUCCUGCUUUUUAACAACCUUUUACCAGCCUUCCCCCGGGGCUCGACUUGCUUUGUGCCCAGGGCAGACUUUGAGCACAAAACAAAAAGGCCCCGAGGGAGCCCUGGUAGGAGCCUGGCUCUCCCCGUCUUUGAUCAGCUGUGGAAUAAAGAAGGGGAGAUGUGAAAAAUGGUUGCAUUUAUGGGAACGUCCUGCCCUGAGCCCCCCAAAUGCUCCUGAACGAGGGCUCUGAGGGCUCUGCUGCGCGUGGCUCUCGCAUUUGGGGCCCCCCGGGGCCACCUUAGGACAGCUGACGGGUGCCUUCUGGGCUCGGGCCACGGCAGCAGGGCGUGCAGCUAUUGCUGUCACCUCUAAACCAGGGUGGAACAGGGGUGGGCCAUGGAAAAAAAAAAAAAAAUAGGAAGAAAAAAGCAGGCAGCUUCCACCAAGGCAGAUGCCUGGGAUAAAAAUACCGAGCGGGAGCCGUGCCAGCGCCCGGGCUCUGGGUGCGGCACCCAACCGAGGGCCAGCAGCCAGCCCUUCACUGGCCUUGGGAGCAGCUGGGUUUCCUGCCCGCCCCCCUCCCGGCUUUGGGAAGGCCCCAAAAACGUGCCCUGGGGGUGCGGGGCCGUGCUGAGCCCCCCCCUGCUCUGUGCUUGCAGCCCCAGCCCUGUGGUUUUUGGUGCCGCGGUGCCCACGCUCGUGGGGCUGCGAGCCCGGGGUGAAGGCUGGUUUCUGGCCUUGCUCCUUGGCUUGAGCUCCUGCUUUUUUUGUAGGAAUUGCAGGGGAAGGUGCACAUUUAGGGCCGGGGGAGGUGGGCAGCUUCCCCGGGGAGCUGAGGACCCCCCGGGCUUGCUCCCAGCACCCGUUGGGGAGGGAUUUCUCCUCCCUGCCAUCGUGGUGGGUGCCGAGGGCAGCCCUCAUCCUCCCCGGCUCCCCUUUUUGGUGAUUUUUCUCCCCGUUCCCACCCCAGCUCCAGCCUCGGGCUCGCUCCCUGCCCUGCAGCUCACGCUGUCACCUCGUCACCUCCCUCCCCAGCCCCUCGGUGACGGGUGCAAGGCCGGGGCCACCAGGGUCACCCUGCGCUGACGUGGCCGGGUCCGUGCGCAGCGAAACGGCUCCGUGGUGCUGGCUGGGGCCGCCGCAGGCAUCUUGUGUGUCCCCCCCCCUCUGUUUUAGACAUAGGCCGGCGUCCCGGGGGCUGCCCGCUGCCGGGGCCGCGCUGUGGGUGUUUUAAAUGUCCCGUUUUACUCAGCUUUCAGGGUUUUCUUUCAGCCCUCUUCUCCAGGGAGAGAAGCGGACGGGGAAACCGCGCACUUUUUGCUCCCUCCUGCCCCCAGACCCCCGCUAACGUCGUCCUUUCCCCCCCCCCCAUACCUCCUGCUGCUGCCCCUGCAGGGAGAGGUGCUGCUGAAAGGUGCUUGCAGGCAGAGGGGGGCCCAUUCUGUGCCCCCCCCAGGGUGUAAGUGCUGCUCCUCGGGGCUCAGCCCGAGGCACGAAGCUGUCCUGCACCCGGCUUCCCGGAGCCGCACCUCGUCCCCCUCCCCUUGUCCCCGUCCCCCUCCUGUCGGGGAGGAGAGGUCCCGUCGGUUGUUUUAUUUUAUUUUUUUUUCUCCUGUUAACCUUUUCUAAGGGCAAACUGGUGUGUGUGUGCCGUUCGUACUGGUCCCGUCCUGCCCUGCUUGUCCUGAUGACUGGAAUUUAGACGGUUCCUAGCACUAAUAAAGGUUUUCCUCAGCCGCUGGCUGCGGGGCUGAG
Messenger RNA from Anas platyrhynchos (mallard), 4301 nucleotides. RefSeq names its product thimet oligopeptidase 1 (gene THOP1). Gene Ontology annotation, cellular component: mitochondrial intermembrane space. The record is from RefSeq and is a predicted model, not a curated record. Lineage: Eukaryota; Metazoa; Chordata; Aves; Anseriformes; Anatidae. Gene Ontology annotation, biological process: peptide metabolic process; proteolysis. Gene Ontology annotation, molecular function: metalloendopeptidase activity.